Molecule: messenger RNA, 1890 nt
Organism: Pyricularia grisea
Lineage: Eukaryota; Fungi; Ascomycota; Sordariomycetes; Magnaporthales; Pyriculariaceae
Exons: 2
Coding region: 1-1890 (629 amino acids)
Biological process (GO): fatty acid biosynthetic process; secondary metabolite biosynthetic process
Molecular function (GO): fatty acid synthase activity; oxidoreductase activity
Source: RefSeq, a predicted model, not a curated record
AUGGUAUUUUUGCUGGAGUUAAAAAAACCAGUGUUGGAUAACCUUGGCGAAAAAGAAUACGAGGUUAUUAAAGGAUUUUCGACGACGUUCCAGAGACUUCUUUGGGUAAUAUGUGGCGAUAAUCCUUCCUUCGGAAUUAUCGACGGCCUGUCGCGCUCCAUCCAAAGCGAGAUCGCAGGCACUAAAUUCCAAAUGCUCCACCUUAAUGCAACCACGGGCAUGCAGUACGGUCCCUUUUUGGCAGGACGCAUCUUGUCUUCAGAGGCCACCAGGGAUAACGAAUUCCACGAGCGAGAUGGCCUAUUACAGGUGACGCGGAUAUAUAGGAGUUUGGCCGAAAAUAAUGCGAUUAAGGACCACUUUAAAGAUCGGACGCGGAUCACCCAAAUCGAUUCGGAUGCGAACCUUCGUUUGACGAUCGAAAGGCCUGGUCUGUUAAAUACUUUAAAAUUUAUUAAAGACGACCGCCUCGCUUUUUCUUUUGCAAAUUACCAAGUUAAAAUUAAAAUCGCGGCCACGGGCAUUAACUUUCGAGACAUUAUGGCCUCCAUGGGACUUAUUCCCAUGUUGGGAAACAAAAUAGCGGGCAAAUUUCAAAUCGGAAACCGCGUAAGUUUUCUGGGAGUCGGCACACACGCGACCAAGGUUCGCGUAAACCAUAAUAUCGUGGUUAAAAUCCCCGAUACGAUAAUAUUCCAAAAGGCUAUUUACAUCCCCGUUUGCUACAUAACUGCCUAUUAUACUUUGGUCAACUUGGAAAGGCUCAGCAAGGGUAAAUCGAUUUUAAUCCAUGCAACCGCCGGCGGUGUUGGCCAAGCCGCUGUGCAGAUUGCCAAAUAUCUUGGCGCGACGGUAUAUAUUACCGUCGGUUCCGAAACCAAGCGAAAGCUGUUGGUGAGCACGUACGGGAUUUUAAAAGACCACAUAUUUAACUCGCGCGACCCCAAUUUCGCCAAAGGUAUAAUGCGCGUCACCAAAGGCCGCGGUGUCGAUUAUAUUCUCAACUCUCUUUCGGGUAAGCUUUUUAGGGCUUCCUGGGAGGUUUUGGCCAUUUUUGGAACUUUUGUUAAAAUUGGUCUACGUAACAUUUUCGACAAUUCGCGCCUCGAAAUGCGGCCGUUUGGGAAAAAUACAACCUUUACCUUUUUUAAUCAGUUUUUUCUUUACGAACAUAAUCCUGCCGUGCUUGGUCAACUUUUCAGCCAGGUUUUUAACCUUAUUUUCACCGGCACCCUACGUGCUCCAAAUCCCUUAACUGUGUGCCAGCUGGACAAGGUUCAGGAUGCCUUCCGCACAAUCCAGCAGGGUAAAUAUAUCGGGAAAUUGGUUCUUUUUUUCCCCGCCGCCGACGAAAACGCAACAACGACAGCAGCCCCCGUGUUGCGGAAAACCAAAGACUUACUCAAACUGGACCCCAAUGUCACGUAUCUUUUCGUAGGUGGAUUGGGCGGCUUUGGCCGCAGUCUUGCCCGGCAAUUUGUUAUAUCGGGUGCUCGGAACUUGGCCUUCCUUUCGAAAUCGGGCGAUGGCAGCCCCGAUGCCCAGGCGCUCAUCAAAAAGCUGUCGGGACGCGGCGCAGUCGUCAAGGCGUACCGCGGCAACGUGGCAGACCGGGCUUCGUUUAAAAAUGCCCUCGACAAACUUGAAAGUGAUUUUCCUCCUGUUAAAGGCGUAAUCCAAAUGGCCAUGGCGCUACGGGAUAUCGUAUUUGAAAAAAUGUCGCACGAAUGGUGGCGAACCGGCCUGCGGCCCAAGGUGCAAGGAAUUUGGAACCUUUACGAAUAUUUUAAUAAGACCCGGCCACUCGAUUUCUUUAUCAUUUACUCCUCCAUUUUAGGGCUUUACGGCUACCCAAGCCAGGCGCAAUAUUCGGCGGGCAAUAUAUAUUAA